UGUGAUUUGACAUAAUCGUAAAUGUAUUUGAACUCUUUAUGUCUUACCGAACCAUCCGCAAGACAUUCAUUGACUACUUUACUAAACACGGUCACACUCACGUGCCAUCGUCACCCGUUGUGCCUUCAUUCCAUGACAAAUCAUGUCUCUUUGUCAACGCCGGAAUGUUCCAGUUCAAAAACCUCUUCUUGGGGCAACAACAUCCAGAUUACCCGGGUUUGAAAAGAGCUGUGAACUCUCAAAAGUGCGUGCGGAUUAGCGGAAAGCACAACGAUUUAGACGUCGUGGGUAAAGAUGGUAACCAUCACACGUUUUUUGAGAUGCUCGGUAAUUGGUCUUUUGGGGACUACCCGGCUGAAAAAGCAUGUCACAUGGCGUUGGACCUUCUAGUAAAUCACUACAAAUUGCCAUUUGAAAAAUUGUUUUUCACUUACUUCGGCGGAGGUAACAACUUACAGCCGGACUUGACAGUGAGGGAUAUCUGGAUAUCUCUUGGAGUCCCAAUUACUCAAAUAGUGCGUGGACACCUGCCAAUGAAGGACUUUGUUAGGCCACCUAUGACAGAUAAUUUUUGGGCGAUGGGUGCUUCGGGACCUUGUGGAACUUGUACAGAGAUCUACUAUGAUAUAAAUGGAGUCAUGCAUGAUCGAGAGUAUUUCUACGUGAAGCAUAUUGAUGAGCUGGAGGAGAUCUGGAAUAUAGUGAUGAUUAAUUAUAACCGCCAAGCGGACAGUGGCAACUUGGUGCCCCUCUCCCAAAACCACGUCGACACUGGAAUGGGUUUCGAACGACUAGUGAAAGUAUUGGAGGGAAAGAAUUCGAACUACGAGACUUCAUUAUUCACCCCACUUACUGAAUAUUUUGAAAACGCAAACGGGAAAAAGAUGAAGUUCCUUGAUUGUGAAGAUGUAGACAAGCAAGCUUUUCAGACACUGUUGGAUCAUAUGAGGUGUUUGAGUGUAGCUAUUACAGACGGUGCAUCAUUCUCUUCCGGCGGCCGGGGACCCGCACUCAAACAGCUGAUGAAAAGAUCAAUCUGGUUUGCAGAGCGCAUUCUCCAAAUCGAACGUCUCGAUUGGGAGAAAAUUGUGAAUAUAAUGGCAGAUACAUACAGCGAUAGCUUCCCCGAAAUAGGUGCAAAUCAAGAAUGCACUAUAGAAGAGCUAGUUGGGGAAGACUUAAAAUCGCGGAAAAGUUUGUACAGCGCAGAAGAAAUAUUUAAAAAACAAAUUUCUCAAAAAAGUUUCAAUUUGGAUAGAGUAAGGAAGUUAUAUGAGACACAUGGUUUACCGUUGGAGGUUGCGCGUUUGUUAUGCAGAGAAAAGGGAAUAAAGUUUUCCACUCAUGACAUCGUAAAGAUUCAGUCUUAUACUGCUGUUCAGAACCCUCAGUUUGCAUCUACGCCCUCUUUCAUUCCCGAUCUGAUUCCCGUUUAUCCCGAGUUCAAAUCUUUCAUGGCGAAAAAUGGAGUUGAGUCACAUUCGGUGCUGAUCAGGAAAGACUUGUCGUUGGAAGGUGUUAAGAUUUUAGCGAUUAAGCAGAGAGAAAGAGUUGUUCAAAGUAAAGCGAAGGAUGGUUUCGCAUCUAUUGUACUGGAUAAAACGUGUUUCUUUCCAGCCAAGGCAGGGAGCGUAUCGGACAGUGGAACUCUGGUGUCUGAUGACUACGAAUUCCAAAUCGAACGGGUCGAAUGUCUAAAUGACCUACUGAUCCACCAUGGGACCUUCAAGUGCUUAUCAGACACCGAGUCUGUGGAAGGGCUGAGCUUCAGAAUGCAGGUGGACGUUGAAAGACGACUUGCAAUUGCACGAGCGCAUACUUCAGUUUUAGUAGUGGCGCACAAUUUGGCCAGAGAAUAUGCGAUUAAAAACAAAGAAUUGAAUAUAGUGGACGUAGAAGUGGGCUUUGAUCGAGCUAUUUUGAGGGUUAUGUUUGACCCCAGUUUGAAGUCAGGCGUGUAUCAGGGACGGAGCUGGGCAGAGGUUGCGAGGACUUGUUCGCUAUACGUGGAUAAGUCGCAUGCUCAUAAAAACGAAUCUGAACCAGAAGGAAGUUUAGUCCCGGAAGAGGAUAUUUUCUUCUUCGAUGAGAGAGUGACCCCGUUUCACAAACUUAUUUCAUACCCUUCAGCUACUUACUUUGCUCCGAACCUCAACUUAUCCAGCAGGAAUCUCGAAAAAGUGUCGAAGAGUCCUCAUAUCCUCAGCUGUGCGCCAUUCACAUCGGAGGUUCUGUCUCUUAGUCGUUUGGAAAUAAUCGAUUUCAAAAAAUCCAAGGAUGGGCAUCAUAAAGUUUAUAUUACCUCUGGUCCAGUUGCGGAAGAUAUAUAUCAAUCAAGCGAAGAUGUAGCUGACGGUCUAGGUGCAAUUUAUGAGAUUCCGAAUACCACUGAACAAGGGUACGCUUUGAAAGAAUUAGCCAGGGGGAAGAUUUUAUCAUUCAGGUUUAGGUUUCUCCUGAUGGCGAAAAAAGUGCACAUUGCCAGUCAAGCUGGUUCAAAAUACUUUGGUCUUUUCAGUCCCGAUAAAUUCAAAUGACU
Molecule: messenger RNA, 2539 nt
Organism: Symsagittifera roscoffensis
Lineage: Eukaryota; Metazoa; Xenacoelomorpha; Acoela; Convolutidae
Product: alanine--tRNA ligase, cytoplasmic-like
Exons: 5
Coding region: 39-2537 (832 amino acids)
Biological process (GO): alanyl-tRNA aminoacylation
Cellular component (GO): cytoplasm; mitochondrion
Molecular function (GO): nucleic acid binding; ATP binding; alanine-tRNA ligase activity
Source: RefSeq, a predicted model, not a curated record